UUUAUUUGUGUUUCUGUUUUUUUUUUUCAGCAGUUUGCUUUCAUUUAAGGGCGUUGACUUUUAUGUGGCGCGGGUAACAUAUGUGACUUUUUCUCGCGGCGGAGCUAAAUUGCCGUCGAUGUUACCGGUGAACAGAAGCAGAGCUCUUUUAUCAAUCCUGACCCAAACCAAAACGCUACAACAUACCCAGCAGGUUCACGCCAAGGUCAUAAUCCAUGGUUUCGAAUAUGACGUUGUUCUGGGAUCCAGUGUCACUAACGCUUAUAUCCAAUCGAAUCGUCUCGAUUUCGCCACCGCUGCUUUCAAUCGAAUCCCUUGUCGGAAAAGGAAUCGGUAUUCCUGGAACACGAUCCUCUCUGGUUACUCCAAAUCCAAGAGUUGUUGUUAUAGUGACGUCUUGCUUCUUUACAAUCGCAUGCGGAGGCAUUGUGAUGGCGUUGAUAGUUUCAAUUUGGUGUUCGCGAUCAAAGCUUGUGUUGGUUUAGGGGUUUUAGAAAAUGGGAUGUUGAUUCAUGGCUUGGCGAUGAAGAACGGGUUGGAUAAGGAUGAUUACGUUGCUCCGUCCUUGGUUGAGAUGUAUGCUCAAUUCGGUAAUAUGGAAAGUGCGCACAAGGUGUUCGACGAAAUUACUGUGAGAAACUCAGUUCUUUGGGGAGUUCUGAUGAAAGGAUAUCUGAAAUACUCUAAAGACUCAGAAGUGUUUCGUUUGUUUUAUCUCAUGAGAGACAAAGGUAUAACGCUCCAUGCGCUUGCAUUGAUAUGUUUGGUAAAAGCUUGUGGGAAUGUUUUUGCUGGUAAAGAAGGCAAAUCAGUGCAUGGAUUAUCCAUUAGAAGGAACUUUCUAGAUGAGAGUGAUUAUUUACAAGCCUCCACUGUAGAUAUGUAUGUGAAAUGUAGACUGUUGGAUGAUGCUCGUAAUCUAUUUGAAAGGAGUGUUGAUAGGAAUGUGGUGAUGUGGACUACGCUGAUAUCUGGGUUUGCAAAGUGUGAGAGAGCUGUUGAAGCAUUUGAUCUGUUUAGGAAGAUGCUUAGAGAAUUGAUACUUCCAAACCAAUGUACUUUGGCGGCACUUCUUGUUUCUUGCUCGAGCUUGGGAUCUCCAAAGCAGGGGAAGAGUGUUCAUGGCUACAUGAUAAGGAAUGAGAUUGAAAUGGAUGCUGUGAAUGUUACAUCUUUCGUUGAUAUGUAUGCUAGAUGCGGGAAUAUUCAAAUGGCUCAGAAGGUUUUUGAUGUGAUGCCAGAGAGAAAUGUGAUAUCGUGGAGCUCGAUGAUCAAUGCUUUUGGGAUAAAUGGUCUGUUCGAGGAAGCUCUGGAUUGUUUUGAUAAAAUGAAGUCACAAAACCUAGUUCCCAAUUCUGUGACAUUUGUUUCACUUUUGUCAGCCUGUAGCCAUUCGGGAAAUGUCAAAGAAGGAUGGAAGCAGUUUGAGUCGAUGACAAGAGACUAUGGAAUUGCGCCAGAGGAAGAACAUUAUGCGUGCAUGGUAGAUUUGCUAGGUCGAGCUGGUGAAAUUGGGGAAGCUAAGUCAUUUAUUGAGAAUAUGCCUGUGAAACCAAUGGCCAGUGCUUGGGGAGCUCUUCUGAGUGCUUGUAGAAUCCAUAAAGAAGUCGACUUAGCAGAAGAAAUCGCAGAAAAGCUUUUAACUGUGGAACCCGAUAAAUCAAGUGUCUACGUCUUGCUUUCUAACAUAUAUGCUGAUGCUGGUAUGUGGGAGAUGGUGGAUUGUGUGAGAAGGAAAAUGGGCAUGAAAGGAUAUAGAAAACCCAUGGGACUAUCUGCAACUGAAGUCGGCUAGAAAAUUUAGCUAUUGAUUACUGCAGCAUGGUUUUGAUGAAGAACCUGUGAAGUAUGAAGCACCAGGGCAGACAUAUGUUGGGAAUUACUGUGGGAGUUGGGAAACUUUCCCAAUUCAAGCUUCAUGCAGUCAACCGUAAAAGAAAACCCAUGAAGAUUAAGAUAAAGACUGUUGAGGAGAGAUUGACAUUGUACGAGGUGGUUGCUCCGAGUCUAAGUUGCUGUCAUAAGAUAUGUGAUAUUCUUAGCACAAUUGAAGAGGUUCUCUCUAUCACUCACAAGGAUCUUCGCUUAUCCAAAGUUAAUUCCUAGCUGUUUUUUUACGCAUCCAAAAAACAUGUGAUUAAGCUAGCGAUCAGGAAUGUGGUUUAUUAUUUGUUUAGGAAUCAUAAACGGACUACAGUGGUCAGUGGGACACCAGAAACAGAGAAAAAGGUAGGAAGGAACACGCGGUUUGCUCACAAGCUCAAAAACCAAGAAACUGAGUUUGUAAAGUUGUUUGAUACGAUAUAGAAGGCAGGUGGACAGUACGAAACUCAUGACUUUCUUUGUAAAGUAAACAACAUCAAGAAGCAGCUUGAGCACCUUACCAAGCAUAAGAACCGAACGAUCUGUUCUAGUGCCACAGUUCUUCUCCAGCAUUGGAGACCGUUGCAAACAGAGAUCGUCAAGGCUCUGCGACCAAUCUGUUUCCUAUAUUCAUGAAUUUCACUGUGACGAAGAAACUUGAGGAAACAAACCAAAUUGUAGUGAGCUCAAGGACCACAAAAUCCGCUCUUUAGCAGUGGCCCUGUUUCGGCGUUGGAGGUAGAGCAUCAUGAUCCAAGAAUCUCACUGGCAUUCCACCUCCAAGACGUAACCUGAAAACCUCAUGGUGGCAGUCUGCUUCAUUAGAGAACCUGCAAAGACGGCAGUAGUUUUGAAAAGGUGACUUUGGAUCUCUGUCUGCUCAUGAGAUAUUGUAGACAUUCUCUACAUUUUCUAGCUUCAACAUAUUUUGUACUGGAUUAUUCUUGCAUUGCCAAUAUAUAAAUAAGGUAUUCACAA
Molecule: messenger RNA, 2841 nt
Organism: Camelina sativa (false flax)
Lineage: Eukaryota; Viridiplantae; Streptophyta; Magnoliopsida; Brassicales; Brassicaceae
Product: pentatricopeptide repeat-containing protein At1g06140, mitochondrial
Biological process (GO): RNA modification
Molecular function (GO): RNA binding; protein binding
Source: RefSeq, a predicted model, not a curated record